Aspergillus nidulans FGSC A4 is the source of this 2292-nucleotide messenger RNA. RefSeq lists its product as uncharacterized. The record is from RefSeq and is a predicted model, not a curated record. Lineage: Eukaryota; Fungi; Ascomycota; Eurotiomycetes; Eurotiales; Aspergillaceae. Bases 151 to 2292 code for a protein of 713 amino acids. The transcript has a single exon.
UGUCCUCCAAACCUUCCGCGGCCAUUCUCCAACACUCCUUUGCCGUGGAGCCGACAGCCUGAUUCGAACCAACCUAGGUGCCGGAUUGACUCGAACCUUCGGUAAGAUUGAUCGAUCCGACUGGGAAGCCCGCCAGGGCUGUAUAACGCCAUGUCUGGGCGUCUAUCUUCCGAUCAUUCUCGCUCCUAUUCGCAGUCUUCUCGGUCUCGAUCCGGGCAUCACGCCCCUGAUUCAAUGCAUGACCAAUCUACGUCUGGCCGCUCGUCAAAUCCCAAUGUCUUCGCAGACGAGUACUCUUUGGAACCCUUGGAGUCGGAACAAUCGACUCUAACGCCCCGAAGUCCGUCCAUUUCAUCUAUUGCGUCCUCACAUACCCUUCGAUCAUCAUUACCCCAUCACCAGAAGCCUUAUGAUACAUCCGCAACCGACAAUGACAAUGAGCAACUAGAGAAUCCGUUCCGGGACGACGCCCGUCUCUCGUUCGAACAGGAUACAGUUCAACGUUCCAGCUUACCUCAAAAAGGGUUUGAUCUAUCGUAUCGCAACUCCGUCACAUCAAAUUCAACAGUCCACUCGACAGCGCAGCGCAGUCAAAGCACGUCGUCCCGCUUUUCACUCCCCCCUCGUGCCCUUAGUCCAUAUACCGGUGCCACCGGUCCAAGUCACCCAUACGCGAUGUACCCGCAGGUCGGCGUUAGUCGCUCGCCCAGUGUGGCCACUACCUCCACAAUCCGCCCGGUAGACGGGCCUUUGAUAGACUCAAAUGGUCCGCAGCAUCCGUAUGCUAUGUACUCACAAAAUGUUGUGGUUGAGGAGGGAUUAGAUGAUCCGAUCAUUCCACUGGGAUUUCCGGGACACAAUCACGAAGCGUAUCAAAGACCGCCCAAUCGUGCCGCUGAUGAUGUUGGCGACUUAAUCGGACCAGAUGGUUAUACGGAGCAGCUUCCACCAUAUUCUCGUUACCCUGAAGGCGCUUCACCUAAGCUAGAACCCUCUGUUGUCGCACUUCCGGAUGACCCGAUCAACUCAAACCAAACCAGCCGUAAUAGCGAUCGAGGAGCUGCUACAUCGGAUGCAUCUUCCAGGACAAUGGUUGCUGGGACGGUGACUGCUGGAACAAUGGCCGCUGGAGCAUUAGCUGCUGGAGACCAACCGACUGAACGCGGGGGUGGAGCCCUGGAUGGACCACCACCUACGGGUGUUAUGGCGUUUGAGGAAAAGUUAAAGAGAAGGGGUCAGAAGAAAGUAUGCUGCGGACUCCCGGUUUGGACAUUAGUCUUAAUAUCGGUUGUCAUGAUUGUUGGGGGAAGCAUUGGGGGUGCUAUUGGAGGUAUUCUGGGCGCCAAAAAGGCCGCAGAGGAGGCAAAUGACUCCCCGGAAACGACUAUUCUUACCAUGACAGUUCCGCCUCGAACAGACGCAACUCCUUUGACCGCCACUCCGUACAACAUGCCACCUAUACCAACAGGCCGGUUUGCUAUCCCAGCCGCGCCGAAAAACCAGUCAAAAUUUUGCAUCCUUGAUCAAGAUCAAACUCCGUCAUGGGGUUGUUAUAGCCAGAACCCUAUUCCGAUCGAGGUUGGAGGCAACAAAGACAAGACGAUUGAUUUCUACAGCGACCCGCUACCAAAGACUCUGACUUAUGGUGCUCAGGCCCCUUUCUUCACACAACCGUCAAUGCCGCUCGACCUGGUGAUGGAUACAAGUGACCUUAGUCUCGGACCUGCUCUGAAUUUCUUCACAUUUUUUGACAAACUGGUGGUAGUUCCUGAAGAUACUUUUUCAUCAUCAGAUCUAUCGGCACGGACAGUUUCAGAAGACGAGGUAUUCGCCGGUAUACAUCACCGCAAGCGCUCGAGUGAUGUGGGAGAUCGACCCUGGUUUUGCUGGUGGAACAGUACGGCCAUGGAGUUUUUCCUCUACAUUAAUGAAACUACCAAAGAGUCGCGAUACUCAUCUUCUGACUUGAGUACGAGCAGCAAGUCUAGUGAUGAUGAAGACAGCAAGGUCUACACUACAGAUUCGCUCUCACGACGGGGUAGCUCGCUGUCGAACUAUCCACGCAGGAUCAAAAUGGAGGAAAAGAGAGAUAAUGCGGAGGCACACGCCCCGUACUGUCAACAAAUGCAAGUUCUGGAUGACGGGGCAUAUACGACAGUUUCCCCCAAAACUAUUGGAAUUAGCGUGAACGAACCAACAGCGACAACAACAACAGGGCAAUAUGGAAGCACUACUCAAACGGCAAAGGCGCAAUAUCAAAGCAUUUGUUAUUGUGUUUCAUUGACCGACUAG